This is a messenger RNA of Asterias rubens (European starfish), 1933 nucleotides long. RefSeq names its product bombesin receptor subtype-3-like. Gene Ontology annotation, cellular component: membrane. Gene Ontology annotation, biological process: G protein-coupled receptor signaling pathway. Gene Ontology annotation, molecular function: G protein-coupled receptor activity. Bases 138 to 1217 code for a protein of 359 amino acids. The record is from RefSeq and is a predicted model, not a curated record. The transcript is spliced from 2 exons. NCBI's taxonomy places the organism in Eukaryota, Metazoa, Echinodermata, Asteroidea, Forcipulatida, Asteriidae.
CCUAACUCAUUAGAGAUAGUCAUUACAUGGUGUUACCGCAAACCUUUCUAUAACAUCACUAACUUCAAACUGUAUAGUUUAACGUAAACCUAUGGACAUUUUGUGUCGUGCAAAAGAUACCAAAACCCUUAAAAGGGAUGUUCGAGGAGAGUUACGACUUCAACUUUACAACCGGGGACAAUGGCAUCGCAUUGGAUCCACUUGACGCCGUUCUCAAGAUUGCAGUGCCGAUUUUUCUGGCCGUUCUUUUGUGUAUAGGCUUAAUUGGGAACAUGUGUAUGAUGUUCGCCAUUUUGGGAUUCAAACACAUGAGAACUGCGCCCAAUAUCCUCAUCUUUAACCUGGCACUUGGUGACUUGCUCUAUAUUCUCAUCCCAACACCGAUCUACAUCGAGCAUGAGAUAAACCCACUUUCGGAUCUGUCAUCACCCGGUUGUAAACUCAAAGCCUACUUUGGUUUCGUUGGGCAGUACGCGAGCGUUUUUGCCCUGGUUGCGUUAAGCCGGGAGCGCUUCACUGCCAUCGUACGGGGGAUGGAGGCGCGUCGACACGAGAAGGACUCGUGCAUGUCUAGGAGUUUCUGCGUCGUCAUUUUCGUUUGGGUAGCAGCCAUUUUGCUCCCGACCCCAACUCUUUAUUUUGCUGUCAACAACGAACAACAGUGUCGGUCGACGUCGGAUAAUGCCAAAGUGGCGAUGUUUUACGAAUCUUUCCGAGGCUUGACUGGUUACGUCAUUCCGCUAGUGACAGUUUGGUGUUAUUAUCUGAGAAUAGCAGUGUCACUCUUCAAGAGUACAAAGAGAUUUCCGAGCGAGCUGCAGACGAACCCCGCAUUGAAUCGCCAAGUGUGGGCCCGCAAGCGCCUGGCUGCCUCUGUGCUCGUCAUCACCAUCUUCUUCGCUGUGUGCUGGUUCCCGUACUUCUUCUAUAACAUCUGGAUCCUAUCCGCCAGUGAUGAUGUAGUCUACUCAGUAUCCCUAACAGCAACAGACUUCCUGAGAUACGCAGGAAUCGUCAUGCCAGUCGUGAACACGUGUUUAGACCCCUGGCUUCUUUUUAUCAUUAGCUCUAAACACAGGGCUGGUUUGAUCGGGUGCUUUAAAUGCUUCAGGCAGCGCACUCAGUGUGACAGAAGGCGAUCCGUUUACAGGGGCGUCUGCCACCACGUAACAAAUACUGAUAGGGAAAAUAUGCAUAACUCAACCGAGUUUAAGUAACAUUCAUUGUGGGAUACAACCUGGGAAGUGACAGCCAGGGGUCGCCUUGAAGGGGAUGCGACUUUUUAUUUAAAAUAAUUAUCAAACUAUAAUCAACCAGAAAGAGUUUUGACUAAACUUUAAAUGAAUUAGGUUUGAACAAAGACAAAAUAUUUGAGCGGGAUCUUAACCAACGACCUCCUGGUUAACGUACCGGUGUCCCAGGGAAAUCUGGCCUUGAAGAGUCUGUCCCCCAUAUAUGGGAAAUUAACAUGGGCUGGAGGAAGAUUCAACAGAGGGCGCUAUCAGAAGAAGUUUGUACACAGUUUACCAUAAUAGGGGGCAUAAUCGCCUGCACUACAUUGAGCUAACCAACCAUAUUGUUGGUCAUAAUUAUUCCUGUUUUGGCAACUAUAUCAACGAUGUCCGCGAUAUAUGAAUAAUGAUUUAAGAUAUUUGCUUUAAACCAUUAAUUUGAUGGCUUUUGUUGUUGUAUGAACAAUAAAUGGAUAAUUACAACGUUGAAUAAUAUUAUUUCAAUCAUUGUGUUUUUUAUUUUAUUUAGAAUUUCAUAAAUGGAUAAUUACAACGUUGAUUAAUAUUAUUUUAAUCAUUGUGUUUUUUAUUUUAUUUAGAAUUUCACUUUCACAAUAAAUCACUCUAUAUUAAAGGCAGUGGACACUAUUGGUAAUUGUCAAAGACUAGCCUUCACAGUUGGUGUAUCUCAACAUAUGCAU